Xenia sp. Carnegie-2017 is the source of this 1417-nucleotide messenger RNA. RefSeq names its product DDRGK domain-containing protein 1-like. The transcript is spliced from 8 exons. Lineage: Eukaryota; Metazoa; Cnidaria; Anthozoa; Malacalcyonacea; Xeniidae. The coding region runs from base 386 to 1306 and encodes 306 amino acids. The record is from RefSeq and is a predicted model, not a curated record.
GCAAAGGAAACGUUAACGUAACUAUGUGAAAAACAUACCGGGCAAUAUCUUUUAAGUUUAGUUAUACAGUGGUUUAGAUGAAGUAUUGCUUGAAAAAGUUAAUUAGUGACAGAUAUUUGUAAAAACUUUAUGUAAAUAUGGAGUGACUUGUACAGUACUUUAAUACUCCACAGUAUUGGUUGAUUUUUGACUUUUUCAACCAGAAUUACAAUAUGUGCAACUUUUAUCUAACACUAAAGCAUGAACGUAAUGAUCUCACUAAAUCAACAGCAUUGUUAGUGUGGCGGAUGGAAUAUAGUACAAAAGUACAAGUGAGUCAUCGAAGGACAUUGACAUUGCUGCGGAUUAGGAAAUUAUUUUCAGAAACCACAUAACUAUCUUAUUUAUGUCUGAUCCUUCGCUGUUAGCUGCUGGAAUAUGGCUAGCUAUUGCUGCCAUUAUUGCUGUUGUUCUUUUUAUUACAUCUUACUUUGUGAAACCUGCGAAAAGAAAAAAGAAGGAUAAACAACAUGUUGGAAACAUUCAAAAUGAAAGAGUCGGUGGACAUAGACGUAGGCGAGGUGCUGAUAUGAUGAGACGCCGAGUUCUAGAGCUUGAAGAUGAUGAAGAAGAUGAAGAUAUUGAUGACUUUGGAAGUUUACCAUUUGAUCCUAAUGAAACAACAGGAAAGAUUGGUGCAAAGAAGAUGAAAAAACUAGAAAUGAAGGCAAAAAAGAGCGCAAAGAGAGGUCGAUACAAGACUUGUCUAGAAGAAAUGGAAUAUGAGCGUGAAGAAAGAAAACAACGUCAGCGAAUGCUUGAUGAUGAAGCAAAGAGACUUGAAAAAAUUCGAAAGAAGGAAAAAGAGAAGGAGGAAGAAGAAGAGAGAAAACGUAAAGAAGAACAAGAAAGAUUGGAACAUGAAGAAUAUUUAAAAUUAAAAGAGAGUUUUGCAGUUGAAGGAGAAGGAAGUGGUGAACAACUGAUAGAGGAAGAGUCCCAAUCUCUGUUACAAGAAUUCAUUGACUAUAUAAAGGAUACAAAAGUAGUGCUUUUGGAAGAUUUAGCUUCGCACUUUAACCUUCGUACUCAAGAUGCAAUAAACAGAGUAAAAGUUCUUCAGGAAAUGGGAAGAAUAACAGGUGUUGUGGAUGACAGAGGAAAGUUUAUUUACAUAUCUCAAGAGGAAUUGGAGGCUGUAGCAAAGUUCAUUCAACAAAGAGGACGAGUGUCGAUAAGUGACCUUUCUGAUUCCAGUAAUACUCUUAUAAAUCUUGAAGCAUGUUUAAAGAAGCCUGAAAUGUCAUCAACAGAAAUCCCUGUGUGAUGUAAAAAUAUAGACUUAACAUGAUUGUUAUUGAUUUAAAAAUUUAUCUACAAGCAUGACUUAACCAUGUCACCAACAACAUUUUAUUAAAAUUGUGUCUAAUACUUCUAA